Messenger RNA from Striga asiatica, 1245 nucleotides. The record is from the annotation of a GenBank genome assembly. Lineage: Eukaryota; Viridiplantae; Streptophyta; Magnoliopsida; Lamiales; Orobanchaceae.
AUGGCUAAGCGGCUCCCGGUUGACCGUGGACUGUCACGAGGUUGGCCACGGGCUAUAUUGAGGUCGGCCAUUGGUUGUGGUGAGGUCGGUCAUGGCUGUGGCCGGCUUCGGGUCGGCCGUGAGCUGUUACNAGGUCGGCCAUGGGCUGUGUUGAGGUCGGCCAUUUUUCAUGGUGAGGUCGGCCAUGGCUGUGGUCGGCUUCGGGUUGACGUGAGCUGUUACGAGGUCGGCCACGAGCUAUGUCGGCCAUUGGCCGUGGUGAGGUUGACCAUCGCUGUGGUCGGCUUCGGUUACGUAAAUCGAUUUUGGUCGGACCUCAGUGGUUUGGGUGACGACCAUAGGAGCGAGGUCGGCCAUGGGCCGCAAAGCCGGAGACGUCGGGUCGGCAUGUCGGGGUCGGCCACGAAGACAAAACAGAGGCCAGCCAAAGACGAGAAGAAAGGAACACACAAGAAAAAUUGCAACAGCCAACCAAAAGUUGUGAAAGAGUGGGUUGGGCAGCGGCUCCCAACAGGAGAUGGCAUGAGACACACGUCCUUUCCAUCCCUGCAGCAUCCAUUCCCCAUCCUCAUCCACCGAGAAGUCCUUGUGAUAAUCCCUCCUCACUUUACCCCUCACGUACCUGACAAUCUCCUGAUCCAGAGGGAGCUGUCUGAACCCUGCCCUCACACUCCUAACUUGCCACUGCCUGUGAGUCUCCGGCCUCUCUAUCCUCUCCGUUCCCUCGCAGGCUAUCACAUUCAUCACGUCCCUCCCAAACAUCUGCUCCUCAAAAAGCUGCCUCAACUCAUCUUCCUCCUCCCGUGCCACAGUCUCCUCAAACAUAUCAAACAUGGACGAGAAGUGGUAGAGCGCCUCUCUGAACCUUGUGACGAAGAAGGGCGUGUUGUACGUCCCGUACGCCACUCCCUGAACAAAUAUGCGCGGCUUUAUCUCCCUCAUCAGCUUCAGCACCGCAUCCCUCGGGCUGCCGUCCGAAAUCACCGUCUCGUCCUCCACGUUGUGAAGCCGGUACAAGCAGUUGACCGCAACUACCUCAUUCUCUUCGAUCCCCAGAUCCUCGGCCCUGACAGUCUCCCACCUGCACGCCAUUGCCUUGUACUCGAAUGGGACUCCGAACCUCUCACAGUAUCUCGCAAGGCGCCGCCCUGUGUCCUCCACGCGCUCUGCCGGACGAAACCCCGGCUGGGGGAAGUCGAUACCCGUGAUCCGGAGCCUGGGGGGACCCCCGGGCCUCUCGGAUAG